This is a messenger RNA of Talaromyces stipitatus ATCC 10500, 2043 nucleotides long. RefSeq lists its product as uncharacterized. Gene Ontology annotation, biological process: DNA-templated transcription; regulation of DNA-templated transcription. The transcript has 4 exons. NCBI's taxonomy places the organism in Eukaryota, Fungi, Ascomycota, Eurotiomycetes, Eurotiales, Trichocomaceae. The record is from RefSeq and is a predicted model, not a curated record. Bases 1 to 2043 code for a protein of 680 amino acids. Gene Ontology annotation, molecular function: zinc ion binding; DNA-binding transcription factor activity, RNA polymerase II-specific; DNA binding. Gene Ontology annotation, cellular component: nucleus.
AUGAAGACUGUAUGCGUUCAAUGCCGAAUACGCAAGGUUCGAUGCAAUGGAGAGCAACCGACAUGUAAUAGCUGCAGUCGACUCAAUUACACCUGUUCCCUCGGACAGUCUCAGCGCUCUCUCGAAAUCCCCCGGAAGCGGCGAGGCGCUCGUGCAUGCAUGAUAUGCCGCGCACAAAAGGUUCGUUGUAUGGGAGAGAUGCCGGCUUGCACCAACUGUCGGCAAAAGAAUAGGCAAUGCACGUAUCCACCAAGGCGUGAGAAAGGUGGCCCAGCAACCGACAGCAUUGUCACAGAUCUCAAUGAUGCCCCUGUUAGCCUAGAUGAACUAGGUCCGCAACCCGAUACCUCUCUCACCAUCAAUAACCCUUCUUCGAAUGAACAACAGUCCCCUUCAGAAGAGACAGUGGCAGUCCUUGUGACAGAUUACUUUGAACGACUAUUCCAUCUCCCCUCAUACGAAUUCCUUCACCGUGCUACCGUGAUCAAGCGAUGUCAAGAAAAGUCUCUUGACGAGUCUUUAAAGCUAUCCCUAUGUGCAAUAACCGCCUUGUACACUUUUGGUACGUCGCUUUCUAGUGAUGCAUGGGCCGACUCGGCGCAGCAAAUUGUCUGGCAGAAUCUUUCUCGACCCUCCGUCUUCCAUCUUCAGAGCCUUUUGCUUAUUGUUCGAUAUCGUGCCGGAGCCGGGGAUUUUUCCAGUGCAUUCCUGCUGGCUGGAUUAGCUGCAAGAUUGGCAAUGGGAUUGCGUCUCAAUUAUGAGCGCUCGGAUCUUAGUCCCAUUGCUCAAGAAGUUCGACGCCGUACAUUUUGGUCUCUUUAUUUGUUGAAUGACAUAUUCAGCGUCGGCAUAAAGGAUUUCGAAUUAUGCCAGCCGGAAGUCAUCCACCUAAAGUUACCAUGUGAAGAUCAGGAUUUUGACAUUGGGAAGGCCGUGACCGGAGGUGGUUUGCAGCCAGAUGAAAAUUUAGAGAUUGGAAGUGUGAGCAUUCGAGGUCUUUAUCUCAGAGUGACAUUUAUUCGGCGAGAAAUAAUGAAAUUGAAUCGAAAAUUGUAUUUAGGAGAAUUCGCACCUCCCGACCUCAUGCGUUUGAUAAAAACUUUUGAAUAUCAACUUGAGAUUGUACAAGUGCAAUUUCGGUCUCUGGCGUCCUUUCAACCGCAAGGUGUGGAAAAUCAUUUGAUGCGCUCGGGCCCUAUUAUGCUUCAGAUGUCUAUCCACCAGUGCUACUGUGACCUUUAUCGAAAUUUUCUGACUGGAUACUCGGAGGCAGUACCAACCUCAGCUACAGAAGGCAUUGACUUGUCCCGUGUGGCGCAAAUGCGCAAAGGAUGUCUCGACCACGCCCAAAACAUCAUCCAGCUGCUUAUAGGCUGUGGAAAUACACCUGCAUGUGAUCCUCCAAGAUUACUAGACUUUGAUGCUGCUGUAUGCUUGUAUCAUAGUUUGCGACUCCAGCUGUUUGCGGCUUGUGCGACAGGAACUGGGAGUACUCCACGCGUUGAAAUGAACCUGGCCGUAUCCAAUACUAAGGACUGCCUUGAAAUUAUGACCCGGCUUUUCGGCUUCCUCAAGUCUGUAACACCAAUGCUCAAGGAUCUAGAAAGACUUCUGCGCCGUUAUACGACAGAAGGGUCGAGUGCAGCCGCCGAGAGAGAAGAACCAUCGCAUUCCAACCACGUCGCUCGAGAUGCAUCUAUACGCCAGAGAUUCUCAAUCCAUAGCCUCUUACUACAAGCCGACUUUGUUGAUGACAGCUCUAAAGCAAGUGGAUCUUCAACCGAACCAUGUCCUGUCAAGCAUUCUUUCCAGCGUAACGAAACCGAGCAGCAAGUUGAUAGCCUGGGUCAAUAUGCCUCCUUUCCGGAUGUAAAUGACACACAAGUCUUGCAACCUUUUCAUAACGAUCCAGAAGUGAUUCGGGAAAACCAUAGCUUCAUCUUUAAUGCGUCCUGCGCCGGGUUCUUUGGAGGCGAUGAGCUUGGUGCUUACCUUGGAUACCAACCAGAUGACUUUUCAAUACAGGAGUUGGAUAUUUGGUAA